AUGCUCGUGGAGCAGGACAUGCCCGUAGCGGACGCACCUGAUGAUGAGGGAGACGAUGCUCCUCGGAGGACCUUCAACUUCGCACCGGGCUACCAUGGUCUUGUGUACAGAGCCGACACUUCCGACAGAGGCGCUGGCUCUCGUCAUCACCGCGGCACCACACGCACAGCUGGGGCCGAGCAACCAAGGGCGACUGAGACGAUGGAAGCUACCUACAAGCUCCAGUCGAUGAAAUGGGGCUUGGUACCUUUCUGGACAAAACGCAACCCUGACUACGGCACGAUCAUGAAAGCCAUCAACUGCCGUGAUGACUCCCUCAGUACUCCCGGCGGCAUGUGGUCAAGCAUGAAGGCUCGGAAACGAUGCAUUGUCAUCGCCGAGGGAUUCUUCGAGUGGUUGAAGACGGGCCCCAAGAACAAAUUACCGCAUUAUAUCAAGCGGCGGGAUGGGCAGCUGAUGUGUUUUGCGGGCUUGUGGGAUUGUGUAGAGUAUGAGGACACCCAUGAGAAGACAUACACUUACACCAUCAUCACCACAGACGCGAACAAGCAAAUGCGGUUCAUUCACGACCGCAUGCCUGUCGUACUUGAUCCUGGUUCGGACCACUUGAGAGCAUGGCUUGAUCCUGAGAAGAGCGAGUGGAGCAAGGACUUGCAGUCGAUACUGAAGCCUUAUCGCGGUGAUCUUGAGAUCUAUCCCGUCAACAAGGAUGUAGGGAAGGUUGGCAACAACUCCCCGAGCUUUGUCAUCCCCCUUGAUUCAAAGGAAAACAAGUCAAAUAUUGCCAACUUUUUUGGCAAUGCAUCCAAGAAAUCGGGGGACCAAGGAAUGUCAGCAGUCUCAGGAAACAAGGAGGGGCCAAGUGAGGAGCAGAAGCAUGAACACGCAUCAGAACAUGGUGGUGUGAAAAGGAAAGCUUCUGAAGACGAACUGCAGACGGCGCCAGCUCAAAAGACCAUGCGGUCAAAUCGCGAUGACUUGACGACCUCUAAGACGAUCAGUGCGGUCAACAACAACUCCAGGAGUCCUAAUAAAGUGAAGCCACAGAGAGGGACUCAGAAGAUCACUCAGUUUUUCAAAAACAGCGCCUAA
Messenger RNA from Emericellopsis cladophorae, 1092 nucleotides. Its product is annotated as putative peptidase-like protein. Gene Ontology annotation, molecular function: single-stranded DNA binding. Gene Ontology annotation, biological process: DNA damage response. Lineage: Eukaryota; Fungi; Ascomycota; Sordariomycetes; Hypocreales; Bionectriaceae. Bases 1 to 1092 code for a protein of 363 amino acids. The record is from RefSeq and is a predicted model, not a curated record. The transcript has 2 exons.